AUGGCCACCAUUACGGCUCUGCUAGUACUCAUCCCUCACGAACAUGAACAUUCCAAAACUCCUCACGACCCUCAAGGUCGAACUGGAGCACCUCUCUACGGCCCUAGAGAUUGCAGUGCCCAUGUAAAGAGUCGCUGGUCGUUUGGCCGUACGACAGCUGUAUCACCAAAAUAUAUGCGCCUGCAACGACGGCGAUUCGCCAGUAGCGCUCGGUUGAACCCACGUGCCGAAGUGCAGGCUUCGAUUUCCAGAGCCGCCGCGCUCUAUCUUAGCUUGUAUCCUUCCUAUCACAUCGUAUUCCCCUUCAACGAGCCGGCUAGAGCUCGGCUGCGGCUUGGUCUAGGAACCGGCGCCGGUGGACUCGAGAAGAUUGAAGACGUGGUGGGCUUAAUCAGGUCUUUUGUUCGGUCGGCGGAGAGAACAACAGCGGGUUUCGGAGCCCGAGGGCGUCGUGUUGGCUGGAUUGACGAGCGCCGUGGCCCCCGGGAGUCUUGGCACUGCUCCCAAUCCCGAGUCGGAUUAGCGAUGUUCCGAGCGCUUCCAGAAGCUGGCGGAGCGGCCGUUCUAUCACGUGAGCCGUGCAGGGCUGCUGAACACGAGUCAGCUCUGGCUGUUGCGGGCUCGCGCUACUCAAUACCAUGGGCAAAAUUAUGGACGCGAUCAUCUCCCAGCGGCUGAAUUAUCUAGUAGAAACAUACGAGCUACUCCCACCAACCCACUUAGGAGGGAGGAAGAAACG
Messenger RNA from Paraphaeosphaeria sporulosa, 739 nucleotides. RefSeq lists its product as uncharacterized. The coding region runs from base 1 to 678 and encodes 225 amino acids. The transcript has 2 exons. The record is from RefSeq and is a predicted model, not a curated record. NCBI's taxonomy places the organism in Eukaryota, Fungi, Ascomycota, Dothideomycetes, Pleosporales, Didymosphaeriaceae.